Molecule: messenger RNA, 1794 nt
Organism: Hibiscus syriacus
Lineage: Eukaryota; Viridiplantae; Streptophyta; Magnoliopsida; Malvales; Malvaceae
Exons: 5
Coding region: 1-1794 (597 amino acids)
Source: RefSeq, a predicted model, not a curated record
AUGGAGGACUCAAACAAUUAUGGGCAUCGACAUCCACUUGUAUUAUUGAAUGAAGACCAGCUGAUCAGCAGUCCAAGUGGAGUAGUAGCUGUCUGCUCCAGCUGUCGGGAGAAGGUGUCUGCUCCAUGUUUUCGCUGUGCCGAGGACUGUGGGUCUUACCUUCACAAGUGGGGUUUAUGCGAUUUCUGUUAUAAAAGAAGUGAGAAACCCAGUUAUCAUUGCUCUUGUAGUUUGGACUUGCAUAUUAAAUGUGCUUGGUUUACAUUUAAUAUUUCUCAAAAUAAUUUGAAAGAGCUUCAGCAUGUUGCCCUUGAAGAUCCUUUGAUUUCCACUAAAAAAGAUGAUGAACAACUUGAUGAUGUUCCUAUGUGCUUUGGGUGUUGGGAACCAUUAGCAAAUUAUACGUACUUCUCUCCUGAUUGUGGAUUUAAUUUACACAAGAAAUGUGUUGAGCUUCCUCUUAAACUGAAUCAUCCGUGCCAUCGCAAACAUCCGCUCCUUUUACAGUUUAAUAGCGAUCGGCUCGCUUGCAAGAUAUGUCAAGAAACCCGACGAAGAGGAUUUGUUUAUUGUUGUUCAACUUGUAAGUUUGCUAUUCACAUUGAAUGUGUAUCACCUUCACCCCCACCUAUUAUCGAGGAUAAAAGUCAUCAACAUCCAUUUACCUUGUUUUGGAGAAGAGUUCCAUUCAUUUGUGAUGCUUGUGGCACCGAGGGAAAUCAUGUUGCAUAUACGUGUGGUACAUGCAGCAUUAUACUCCAUAAAAGGUGCGUUUCAUUACCACGCAUCAUCAAAAGCAAGUGGCAUGAUCGUCGUCUAUUUCACAAAUAUUUCCAGCACGAAGAAGAUUUUAGAACUUCUUAUUGUAUAAUAUGCCAUGAGGAGGUCAAUGCAGAUCAUGGAAGCUAUUCUUGUUCAAAAUGCAAUGUGAUAUUUCUUGUGAAUUGCGUGAUGGAAGAUGAAGAUUCUUAUUCUAUAGUAGAAAAUGAAGACGAUGAAUCUCUUGAUAUAUAUGUUAGUUCCAUAACUAAUGUCCUUGAAUGGAAUGAUACCGGGGAAGCCACACUAAUACAACAUUUCAAGCAUAUUCACCACUUAAUAUUAAGUGACAGAUCGAGAACAAAUGUGAUCAACAUCUUCUUUCUCUCACUCAUCAUGACAAUAACAGUUAUUCAGAAAGUCAUUAUUGUGAUAAUUGUGAAGAAAGUAGAGAUCCAAAACUUUCGCUUUAUCAUUGUGCAACCUGCGAUUUGUCUCUCGAAUGUAGAACGCCCGGAUGCAACUAUAUUGUCCAUGCUGAAUGUCCACGAUAACGAUUUCACUUGUUCAGAUAGUGAGGACAGAGGUGUUGCUGGUUACUGUACUUGGAAACUACCACUUCUCUUUGGGGGCCGGGAAAAACACAAAAUAACACAAGACUCUUUUAAAGAAAUAUUACUAAGAUUGCUCACCAAUCUCCCCUUUUCCAAAUUUCUGCCUUUACUUUGGUUAUUGGAUUUCAAUUUCUGUGCUACAUCAGAAGGAGAUAUGGAGGUGUCAAAGAAUUACUGGCAUCAACAUCCACUUGUGUUGUUGAAUGAAGAGCAGCUCAUCACCCAUCAAAGUGGAGUAAUAGCCGACUGCUCCAGGUGUGGGGAGGUGUCUGCUCCAUGUUUUCGCAGUGCCGAGGACUGCGGUUUUUACGUUCACAAGGUAUGUGCCGGCGCACCUUUUGAGCUUAAUCAUCCUUUGCAUCAGCACCAUCCUCUUGUUCUUAUGCAAACUGCAAAGAACUCCAUUUUCUUGCAUUUGUGA